AUGGGUCGCCCUCUUUACUCUAAAGCUUUCCAGACGGAACCUAUCAUCAGACAGCCAGAGGCUCCUUGCCCAUACGAAAAGUGGUCACAUAUCAACGCUUUCGAUCCAGACUCUGACGAGUUCUUCGAAAGCGACCAGGCAGUUUACGAGGCCUUCGUUGACCACAUGCCUGUAGAACACUCGGAAGAUGAAGAAGAGAUGGAGGAGGACAGAGAAGCCGUAGUUAUCAGACUAGACCUCACCGGUGAGGGCAGUCUUCUCGACCGUGACAGCCCAAUGGCUGUUGGCGGUGAUAGCCUAGCCCAGUACAUUGGUCAGGCCUACCGAAGGCAGACAAUGGAGGCGGAAGCUCCCGUCCGAGUUCGUCUCGCGGCCCAUGCUACCCCUGGUGAAGUCCAGAGUGAUGCGCCACCAAUAUUUGCCACGCAGCCACAUAAUAUCUUUAAUCACCGUCAUCAUGAACCUCGAGAUGAACUCCCUCUUCCGAGCCCCAGUGCACCCAUCCCUGUUCCCGGCACAAACUCCUCUUCAUCCGGUGAAGGGCUAUCUCUCUCCUCGUUCUAUCACCACCAUAUAUCAUCAACACCACCACGACGCCACGCAUCCUUUUCUCGUUUUUCCCCGUCACCGCCUCCCACAGUCUCACCUCGUAUUUACACCUGGGCGCCUCGUCGCCAGACAUACUCGCCAGCCGCCACAAGUCCUCUUCCUAACAAUAACGCACGCAUGUCUCAUACUCAUAUAUCCCCCGCACUCGUCCGUGUCCGUGACGUCAUGGCUUAA
Molecule: messenger RNA, 783 nt
Organism: Suillus plorans
Lineage: Eukaryota; Fungi; Basidiomycota; Agaricomycetes; Boletales; Suillaceae
Exons: 2
Coding region: 1-783 (260 amino acids)
Source: RefSeq, a predicted model, not a curated record